AAGCAGAAUACGUCACAUUACGUGCUGAGGGAAUGAGGUGAGCAGGGACCAGACCAAGCAGGCUUAUGGACAUGAGGAGUAAAUUCAUGGAUGGAAUUUUACGUCCAGGUUUGGAAGUACAAUGCUGAAAGGUCUGCUCAGCGGUGAGGGGCUUCUGUUGUUUCUAAAGGAGGGAAGGAUAAAAACUGACCUGUUUUUCUGUAGCUGACAACUGUACUGAGAGUUGGGAAGUGUCACCUGAAGACACACCUAAAGAGUUAUUGCAGUGUAUGGCGUUUCCCUCGCAUAUCUGAUGGAAAGGAAGAGGGACAGAGUGGAGGUUAGGAAUGUUCCAUGCUGCUAACCUGUUACCUUGAGCGAUUGCCAAAGCUUCAGCACUCAGAGAGCAGGUGGGUGCUGAGUUCCUGCCUUGCCAGUGACACAGCAAAACCUCUGUGCUGGCUCCUGCCUGCUGGACUUGUGAGGAAGCAGCAGUGGGAGAACAAAGGCAAGGGUAAACUGGUGUAACUGGGACUUGGGUAACCUCCCAGUAACUCCUCCAGCUGUUUGGGUACCAGCUACAAAGGAGCCAAAGGGGCUUCCUUCUUGCAGGAGGUUCUCACCAAGUUUAACCGUGUCAUUUGAGGCACCCCUGCAGCUCCUGGUAUGGCUGGCAGUAUCUGAGACUCUUGCAAUCCUCCAUUGUGCAUCGCAGUGAAGCUGAAAAGGGACUUGCUCCAGAAGCACAAGGAAGGAGCAGAAAUGCAUCACAGGAUGGAGGACGAGGCAGUACUGGAUAGAGGGGCUUCCUUCCUUAAACAUGUAUGUGAUGAAGAAGAAGUGGAAGGUCACCACACGAUUUACAUCGGGGUCCAUGUGCCGAAGAGCUACAGGCGGAGGAGGCGGCACAGAAGAAGACCUGGGCACAAAGAAAAGAAAGAAAAGGAGAAAAUCUCGGAGAACUAUUCGGACAAAUCAGACGUAGAAAACGCUGAUGAGACAAGCAGCAGCAUCCUUAAACCGCUCAUCUCCCCCGCCGCCGAGCGCAUCCGCUUCAUCCUCGGAGAGGAAGAUGACAGCCCCGCGCCCCCGCAGCUCUUCACCGAGCUGGACGAGCUUCUGGCUGUCGAUGGACAGGAGAUGGAGUGGAAGGAGACUGCAAGGUGGAUCAAGUUUGAGGAGAAGGUGGAACAAGGUGGGGAGCGAUGGAGCAAACCGCACGUGGCCACCUUGUCUCUGCACAGCCUGUUCGAGCUGAGGACGUGCAUCGAAAAGGGCUCCAUCAUGCUGGAUAUGGAGGCCUCUUCCCUCCCACAGGUGGUGGAGAUGAUCGUUGACAAUCAGAUCGAGACGGGGCUGUUGAAAUCCGAGCUGAAGGACAAGGUCACCUACACCCUGCUCAGGAAGCACCGGCACCAGACCAAGAAAUCCAACCUGCGCUCGCUGGCUGACAUUGGAAAGACCGUCUCCAGUGCAAGUAGGAUGUUUUCCAACCCCGAUAAUGCACGCAGCCCGCUCGAGAGCUCCGUGCCCUGCCUGGCCACGCGCACCUUGGACGAUGAACUGGGAGUGCAGCGCAGCCCCAGCGUGGGAUGGCUCAGCAGCCCAGCCAUGGCUCACCGAAACCUGACUUCCACCAGCCUCAACGACAUCUCGGACAAGCCUGAGAAGGACCAGCUGAAGAAUAAAUUCAUGAAGAAAUUGCCUCGUGACGCUGAGGCCUCCAACGUGCUGGUGGGGGAGGUGGAUUUCCUGGAGAGCCCCUUCAUUGCCUUCGUGCGGCUGCAGCAGGCGGUCAUGCUGGGAGCUCUCACCGAGGUCCCUGUUCCCACACGAUUUCUCUUCAUUCUGCUGGGACCAAAGGGCAAAGCCAAGUCCUAUCAUGAGAUCGGCCGAGCCAUUGCUACACUGAUGUCGGAUGAGGUAUUCCAUGACAUUGCCUAUAAAGCCAAGGACCGUCAGGACCUGAUCGCAGGCAUCGAUGAAUUUCUGGAUGAAGUCAUUGUGCUCCCCCCUGGGGAAUGGGAUCCAGCCAUUAGGAUAGAGCCCCCCAAGUCUCUCCCUUCUUCGGAUAAGAGGAAAAACAUGUACUCUGGUGGGGAGAACCUGCAGAUGAACGGGGACACGCCCCACGACGGGGGCCACGGCGGCGGCGGCCACGGCGACUGCGAGGAGCUGCAGCGCACGGGCAGAUUCUGUGGGGGCUUGAUCAAAGACAUCAAGAGGAAAGCACCGUUCUUCGCCAGCGACUUCUACGACGCUUUAAAUAUCCAGGCCCUCUCAGCCAUCCUCUUCAUCUACCUGGCCACUGUCACCAAUGCCAUCACUUUUGGGGGAUUGCUUGGGGAUGCUACGGAGAACAUGCAGGGCGUGUUGGAGAGCUUCCUGGGCACGGCUGUCACCGGCGCCAUAUUUUGCCUUUUGGCUGGUCAGCCCCUCACCAUUUUGAGCAGCACAGGACCCGUCCUGGUCUUUGAGCGGCUCCUCUUCAAUUUCAGCAAGGACAAUGAUUUUGACUACCUGGAGUUCCGCCUCUGGAUCGGCCUCUGGUCAGCCUUCCAGUGUCUCAUUCUUGUGGCCACCGAUGCCAGCUUCCUGGUCAAGUACUUCACACGCUUCACCGAAGAAGGAUUUUCCUCCCUGAUCAGCUUCAUCUUCAUUUAUGAUGCUUUCAAGAAGAUGAUCAAGCUGGCAGAUCAUUAUCCCAUCAACUCCCAGUUCAAGGUGGACUAUAUCACACAUUACUCAUGUGCUUGUAAACCACUAGAUCCAGUUAAUGGCUCAUUACUUAACAGGACAACGGUGCUGUCAGACUAUGAGCUGGUCUCUCCCUCCUCCGAGCUGGACAACACCACCAUUGACUGGGCAGCUCUGACAGCCAAGGAGUGCUUGAAGUAUGGGGGUCAACUUGUGGGCAACAACUGUGAUUAUGUCCCUGACAUCACCCUCAUGUCCUUCAUCCUUUUCUUUGGCACUUACACCUGCUCCAUGGCCCUGAAGAAAUUCAAGACCAGUCGCUACUUUCCCACCACUGCCCGGAAGCUCAUCAGUGACUUUGCCAUUAUCCUGUCCAUUUUGAUUUUCUGUGGAAUAGAUGCCCUGGUUGGUGUGGACACACCAAAACUAAUUGUGCCAAGUGAAUUCAAGCCAACCAGUCCUGAGAGGGGCUGGUUUAUCCCACCUUUCGGAGGGAACCCGUGGUGGGUGUACCUGGCAGCAGCCAUCCCCGCCCUGCUGGUGACCAUCCUCAUCUUCAUGGACCAGCAGAUCACCGCUGUCAUCGUCAACAGGAAGGAGCACAAGCUCAAGAAAGGUGCUGGAUAUCAUCUGGACUUGUUCUGGGUGGCCAUUCUGAUGAUUGUCUGCUCCUUUAUGGGGCUGCCCUGGUACGUGGCUGCUACCGUCAUCUCCAUCGCUCACAUCGACAGCUUGAAGAUGGAGACAGAGACUUCAGCCCCUGGAGAACAGCCCAAGUUUUUGGGAGUGAGGGAGCAGAGAGUCACCGGAGUCAUUGUCUUCAUCCUGACCGGGGUGUCUGUCUUCAUGGCUCCCAUCCUGAAGUUCAUUCCCAUGCCCGUGCUCUACGGCGUCUUCCUCUACAUGGGAGUUGCGUCCCUCAACGGCGUGCAGUUCAUGGAUCGUCUGAAGCUGCUCUUGAUGCCUCUAAAACACCAGCCUGACUUUAUCUACCUGCGCCACGUCCCUCUGCGCAGGGUCCACCUCUUCACCUUCCUGCAGGUGGUGUGCCUGGCCCUCCUCUGGAUCCUCAAAUCCACCGUGGCUGCUAUCAUAUUCCCUGUCAUGAUCUUGGCCCUGGUGGCAGUCAGAAAAGCCAUGGACUACCUCUUUUCCCAGCAUGACUUAAGCUUUCUUGACGACGUCAUUCCAGAAAAGGACAAGAAGAAGAAAGAGGAUGAGAAGAAGAAGAAGAAAAAGAAGGGCAGUAUGGACAGUGACAAUGAUGAUUCUGACUGCCCCUACUCAGAAAAAGUCCCAAGUAUUAAAAUACCAAUGGACAUCAUGGAGCAGGAACCUUUCCUAAGUGAUAGCAAACCUGCCGACAGAGAAAAAUCACCAACAUUCCUUGAACGCCACACAUCGUGCUGAUACAAUUCCCUUCCUUCAAUCACACGCCAUGCCAAGCCCUCCACGAACUCCAGUAAAAGUUGUGCCUCAAAUUAGAAUAGACCUUGAGCCUGAAGACAAUGGUUAUUUCUGGAGGAGCAAGGGAACAGAAACUACUUUGUAAUCCGUCUGUCUGUCCAACCUUUUACAAAUUCGUUUUGUCACUAGCCAAAUGUUCAGAAGCUCCCUGCUCCCGCCGGCGAAGGUAAUGGAGCCCAGGACUCGCAUUGCCUCGGCUCCGACGCGCCGCGAGGCCGCGACCGGUACGGAUGGCGCGUCAGAGCUCUGUCGGUCUGGCAGAACAGAGCUGACCCCCAGGCUCAUUCCAUGUCUGCUCCCACUGCUCGGAGACGCUGGAACGUGCUGCUAACCCUCACGUGCUCUCCCCUGUAGAUAAAAGAGAAGGUACUUCACUCCCAGCGCAGACAGACCGUUGCCAUCGCUGUAGCAUGUUUGGAAACGUCCCUUUCCUAUGCAAUUUUUUUUUAAAGAAACACUUUAAUGGACUUAAUCCAUCAGGUACAUGGAAGAGUGUUAUUUUCCUAGAUUAUUUUGUUUAAAUUAUGGGGGCCUAACCUACGACUUCUUUUUUUUUUUUUUUUUUUUUUUUGACAAUUUUUUUAACCUUUUUUUAAUUACUGUAAAGAAAAAUGAAUUUUUUUCCUGCAGCAGGAAACAUAUAGUUAUGAGUAGUUCUACCUCUUAUUUCUAGAUGCCAGGCUUUCUGUAAAAAAUGUAUUGUACCAUAUAUAAUGUGAUUUUUACACAAAACAGACCCACAACAUCACACCACAAUCUCCAGGACGUGGCUUAGGGCUGGAUCAGUUCAAUUAACACCACCUGCUCUGAAGCAUCUGUUUUUCUUAGGGUUAUGUUGGGUUUUGGAGUCUUUUUAAUGAGCAGUCCCUGCUGUGAAGGAGAAUGAAAUCUCUUGUGAUCUUAGAAGAGUCUUAAACAGGUUGUUGAUCCAACGCUGCAGGCAGAUGCUGGUUGUAUCCCUGUUGUUGAUUUCUGACUUGGGAUCGCUCCGUGAUUUUCUCGGAACACCGGUGUGCGUGUGUGCAGUGAGAACACCCAAGGUGUGCCUCAGGCACAGUGGAUGGGGAGGAAGAUGAAGGUGGCCUGCUGGGAUGUUCAUCCCUACGCUCAGAUUUGCAAACAUCCGCAUCCUCCUGCAUCCCACCCCUGUCUCCCAUCACCUACAGGAUUUACCCUAAACCUUGGCUACUCAGCCCCAGACCUGGCAGUGCAGCAAGACUAAGCAAGUCAGGCAUGGGCAUCCCAGGAUUUUGGGGUGGAACCAAGCGAGUGAACAUCACAUCAGGAGAGGUUUUGUCUCUCUGUUGCAUGUUUUUCCUGGUACGUGCAUCUAAACACGCAUUUGGGAAACUGAGCUUCACUGGGACGUGGGGGAGCACACUAAAAGGCUUCAUCCAAAAACGAAAAACGAAAGAAGAAAAGCCCCAGCUGUCAAGACACCCCAUUCCCUGAUGGAGACAGUCCCAUCACAGAGGAUGGGCACAUGCUGCCACUUGGUCCUUGCAAAACCAAAGUCUGGGUUGGUGAAGUCAAGAGGAUUUUCUGAUGGUGCUGAGACCUUAAAUGCCAAAUUUUAGCAUCUGCUCCUACCUAGGAGCCACCACCACCACCUCCAUACAGCUCCUGCUCGCUCUCAGGGGGUCUCCCCUUCAGUUUCCAUGAAAUCUGUGUUGGCUGUCCCAGGAACCCGGCUGAAACCUGCUGUCAUAGUGCUGGGGAGACUUGGGGAAGGCCUGAAGAGGAGCAGCUCCGGGAUCCCUUCUGCUGCUGGAGGACAGGUAACUUGGCAAGUGUGAUGCCAGCUUUAGGCAAUGCUCUCCAUCCCUUGGUGAGCACCAGUCCUGGCUCCCAGUGGGGACACAGGCUCGAGCCUGUGGAGUCCACAGGAGCCUCUUGUGAGAUUGCUGCACGUCCUGCCCGGACCGUGGAUGUGUAGCAAUCCCAGAGGAAAUCCCAGAGGAUCUCAGGGGGAUCCCAGGGGCUGUCCCGCUCCGUUCCACGGGCACAGCUGCCAUCUGCUGGCCUGGCCUGGCCACCUGUCUCCCGUAAAAAUGAGGUUUUCACUUCCGAACCGCGUUAAAUACACUUGAAGUGUCCUGACUGUUGUUCUGGAUCUUUCUCUCUCUUUGUGUUGUGGUUUUUGUGUUGUGCCGAGGGCAGCGCUGCUGACGGGACAAAGGUUUCUGCAGCUUUCCGUGAGAAACAGCCCCCUCGGGCGGCAGGGAAGAGCCUGCAGCACGGCAGGGAAAGGUUCUCUGCACGCCGUAUGCCUUGGAAAAUAACUAAAACGUCCUUUCAAUCCAAAUUAGGUAUUUUGUCGGAAAAGCCUGGGUGGGCGCUUCAGGGAAUAGGUGUGGAGACUGACCCAAAGCCCUCCAGGAUCAGAGGUGCAGCCAUCAAAAAUUACCUGUCCCCAGCAAAUGCAAAGUCCCAGCUGACGGUGGGACGUGCGAUGGCCACCGGGCUGACAGACCUUUGUAUCUGGCUCUGAAUCAAAUCGCACUUUCAGAUACUUUUAUUAUUGUUUUUAACUCUCCUAAGUCCGUGUUUGCUUUGGAGGAGAGAAGGAGGACUUAGGAUGAAAUGAAGUGGAUUGGAUGGUGGAGCUAAAAGGAAAAAAAAAGCAGAAAACAUUUCAAACAUAUUAAAGUGAUUUUUUUUUUUUCCAGUAAUAUAAAACAUGAAAUUCCUUAUAACAUUAUAGUAUUUUACAGUUUUAUGAAGCUUUCUAUUGUGACUUUUAUGGAAUCAAAAGAUGAAGAUGAUGAGAUAUUUUAGCAUUUAUAUUUUUCAAAAUUAAAUAAAUGUAUACUGAAAAUAAAGUAACUUUAUGCAUUUAUGGGAGAGUUCGU
Poecile atricapillus (Black-capped chickadee) is the source of this 6995-nucleotide messenger RNA. It is a transcript of the gene SLC4A4, whose product is annotated as solute carrier family 4 member 4. The coding region runs from base 742 to 4086 and encodes 1114 amino acids. The transcript is spliced from 29 exons. NCBI's taxonomy places the organism in Eukaryota, Metazoa, Chordata, Aves, Passeriformes, Paridae. Gene Ontology annotation, cellular component: basolateral plasma membrane; plasma membrane. Gene Ontology annotation, molecular function: sodium:bicarbonate symporter activity; monoatomic anion transmembrane transporter activity; solute:inorganic anion antiporter activity. The record is from RefSeq and is a predicted model, not a curated record. Gene Ontology annotation, biological process: monoatomic anion transport; transmembrane transport; bicarbonate transport.